Messenger RNA from Coregonus sp. 'balchen', 27137 nucleotides. Lineage: Eukaryota; Metazoa; Chordata; Actinopteri; Salmoniformes; Salmonidae. The record is from the annotation of a GenBank genome assembly.
GUUGAGAGAUUUAAGGUUGUGCUUAGGCAAUGAUGAAACUAAGAUGGCGUCUAACACGGACAGGAUGAACGGGGGAUAGCGAAAUUGGUCACAAAUUGAUUUGAUGGGGACGUAAUUCUCACAGUCACUCGUUUACAAGCAAACGAGUCUUUGAAGUGGAUCAUCUUUACACUUCUACAUAAAUAGAAGUGGAUCUAUGGGGGAAGCGAGGCUGAAAACGGCCAACUUUACGUGAGCUAGCUGGACCUAGCUUGCUAGCUAACCAACGACAGCUAGCUAAACAACAACAAAGUGAGGAGGAUAGUCUCAGGAGAAGGAAGUGUCUACGGGAUUGUCCGAAAUCUUUUGAUACAAAAUAAAGCAUUCACAUCUGGCUUGGGACAGGUCCAAAACAGAAGGAACCAAUAUUUCCAGUGAAACUUCCACGCCAAUUUGCAGUGAUAUCCGAGACCGGUGGGCUGAAAAGUGGAGGCCAUAACGACCGUUCGCUUCAGCCACCCUAAUCGUGACCCAGUGUUGAACAAUAGACCCCGUGAGCUUUCAAGACACCUAAACGGGCAAUUAUUGGUGACAUCUGAGGCCAUUAUUUCGUCUUUGACCACGCUGAACGUGUCAGGAGGAGUUGCUGUCCAAGUACCAGCUUUCUUAUAUGAUGUAAGUCUAUAGAGUUAGUCAAAUAACGUUAGAUAUACAUAGUUCUUAUCGAGUAAGUUAGCUAACUAGUUUAACUGCAAAAAAUCAAACUCUUUGGGAUUUUCCUAGUUUGUCACCAAGGACCUAUGUAUGUGCCAAAUGGCCCAUAUUUUGUGGUGUUUGACACUGACAAUAUUCAUUUGUUACCUAACUUGGAUGGAUUGCUCCCAUAUUUAGUCUUACUAAUAAUGUUUAAGUGGAUGAAUGCAAUCAGGCCUUCCAUUUUAGUAAUUUAGCCUUAACCCCUGUGACGUCUAUGUUGAGAUUAGGGACUUAAUAAUUUGAGAAUCUGUCCAACAUUUGAGUAGUAAGCUUCUUUAAAUGUCUUUAUCAUUAUUUUCUAUUGAAAAGAAAUGUAGGAGGCCUUCUUAGACAACAUACCUCAGUUCUUGUGAAAUCAAUUGUAGUAAAGUUAGUAAGUGUAUUAUUUUCUGUUGAUGACAAACACCAAUUUGACCUCUUGAUGCAUCUUAUGGGACAUAUCCACGACACAAAUAUUUGCUGUGGCUUUAAGGUAGGGGGAGGGGUGACCAGUUACAUAGAACUUCUCCCAAUUUUGGGUUAACAACAGGUUUGGGUUUUUGGUGUCUUAGGCUGUGUUUUAGACAGGCAGCCCAAUUCUGAUCUUUUUUUCACUAAUUGGUCUGUAGACCAAUCAGAUCAGCUCUGAGAAAGAUCUGAUGUGAAAAUAUCUGUUGUGAUUGGUCAAAAGACCAAUUAGUGGAAAAAAGUAAAUAAUUGGACUGCCUGUCUAAAUGCAGUUUUACUACAUUCCAAAUAUCAGAACAGGAUUCUACUCAAAAACGUUAUUCACAAGUAGAAGAAUCAUGUAACAUUUGUGAAACAAUGGCCAUUCAAAAUUGUUGGUUGUCUCCCUUGGGCCCCUUUUCCUUUGUUUGAUCAGAUGAAAAACAUACUCUAAAGCGCUGUUAAUGUAUCCAAUUAGAGUUAUGGAACUGUACUUAUUAACUUUUUAAUAACUGGUUAUCCCAUAGGGAAAAAGACCAUGUGAUUGUUUGCCCCUUAGCCUAAUUUUGAACUUGUCUCAACACAUUUCUUGUCUCCUAUUGACAAACAUAUAUUUUUAUGAUAGCUAUUCAUGUAUUACAUAGAAUGUGUUGUUUACAAAGAUUACAUAAACAAUGGAUUAAUACAAUCUUAGGUUUCGGUGAUGGGUAAAGUAUAAUUCAGAGCCCACAGACACAGAUAGACAAUCUGGACCCUUUCUAAAAUUAGCCGCCGAAAUUGUCGCAACCCCUAUCACCAGCCUGUUCAACAUCUCUUUCGUAUCGUCUGAGAUCCCCAGAGAUUGGAAAGCUGCUGCGGUCAUCCCCCUCUUCAAAGGGGGUGACACUCUAGAUCCAAACUGUUACAGACCUAUAUCCAUCCUGCCCUGCCUUUCGAAAGUAUUUGAAAGCCAAGUUAACAAACAGAUCACCGACCAUUUAGAAUCCCACCUUACCUUCUCCGCUAUGCAAUCUGGUUUCUGAGCUGGUCAUGGGUGUACCUCAGCCACGCUCAAGGUCCUAAACGAUAUAAUAACCGCGAUCGAUAAAAGACAGUACUGUGCAGCCGUCUUCAUUUACCUGGCCAAGGCUUUUGACUCUGUCAAUCACCGCAUUCUUAUUAUUAUGUGGUCCUCUGUAGCUCAGCUGGUAGAGCACGGCGCUUGUAACGCCAAGGUAGUGGGUUCGAUCCCCGGGACCACCCAUACACAAAAAAUGUAUGCACGCAUGACUGUAAGUCGCUUUGGAUAAAAGCGUCUGCUAAAUGGCAUAUUAUUAUUAUAUUAUUAUUGGCAGACUAAAUAGCCUUGGUUUCUCAAAUGACUGCCUCGCCUGGUUCACCAACUACUCUCAGAUAGAGUUCAAUGUGUCAAAUCGGAGGGCCUGUUGUCUGGACCUAUGGCAGUCUCUAUGGGGGUGCCACAGGGUUCAAUUCUCGGUCCGACUCUAUUCUCUGUGUAUAUCAAUGAUGUCGCUCUUGCUGCUGGUGACUCUCAGAUCCACCUCUACGCAGACUACACCAUUUUGUAUACAGCUGGCCCUUCAUUGAACACUGUGUUAACAAACCUCCAAACGAGCUUCAAUGCCAUACAACACUCCUUCCGUGGCCUCCAACUGCUCUUAAACGCUAGUAAAACUAAAUGCAUGCUCUUCAAUCGAACGCUGUUUGCACCUGCCUGCCCGACUAGAAUCACUACUCUCGGCGGCUCUGACUUAGAAUAUGUGGACAACUACAAAUACCUAGGUGUCUGGUUAGACUGUAAACUCUCCUUCCAGACUCACAUUAAGCAUCUCCAAUCCAAAGUUAAAUCUAGAAUCGGCUUCCUAUUUCGCAACAAAGCCUCCUUCACUCAUGCUGCUAAACAUGCCCUCGUAAAACUGACUAUCCUACCGAUCCUUGACUUUGGCGAUGUCAUUUACAAAAUAGCUUCCACCACUCUACUCAGCAAAUUGGAUGUAGUCUAUCACAGUGCCAUCCGUUUUGUCACCAAAGCCCCAUAUACUACCCACCAUUGUGACCUGUACGCUCUUGUUGGCUGGCCAUCACUACAUAUUCGUCGCGAAACCCACUGGCUCCAGGUCAUCUAUAAAUCCCUUCUAGACAAAUCCCUGCCUUAUCUUAGCUCAUUGGUCACCAUAGCAACACCCCCCCCCCCCCCCCCCCCCCCCGUAGUCUGCGCUCCAGCAGGUAUAUCUCACUGGUCAUCCCCAAAGCCAACACCUCCUUUGGUCGCCAUUCCUUCCAGUUCUCUGCUGCAAAUGACUGGAACGAACUGCAAAAAUCUUUGAAGCUGGAGACACUUAUCUCCCUCAUUAACUUUGAGCAUCAGUUGUCAGAGCAGCUUACCGAUCACUGCACCUGUACACAGCCCAUCUGUAAUUAGCCCACCCAACUACCUCAUCCCCAUACUGUUAUUUAUUUUGCUCAUUUGCACCUCAGUAUCUCUAUUUGCACAUCAUCUUCUGCACAUCUAUCACUCCAGUGUUAAUACUAAAUUAUAAUUGUAAUUAUUUUGCACUAUGGCCUAUUUAUUGCCUUACCUCCAUAACUUACUACAUUUGCACACACUGUAUAUAGAUUUUCUAUUGUGUUAUUGACUGUACGUUUUGUUUAUUCCAUAUGUAACUCUGUGUUGUUUUUUUUUUUCCGCACUGCUUUGCUUUAUCUUGUCCAGGUCUCAGUUGUAAAUGAGAACUUGUUCUCAACUGGCUUACCUGGUGAAAUAAAAUAAAAAUUGUGACAUAGCUACACGGCUGUGAGACCACCGUCUGCGGGAGACGCACAGCCCAACCGAACACCUUCCCAAAAUCUCCAACAAACACGUCUCUGCGUACGCGUCCUUUAUUCAUUUGAAUGUGGUGACAGGUCGAGAAAUUGCUUGAGCCGCGCAGAGAAUUCCAAAAGAAUGAAAGCCAACCAUCCAAUUUUCUAGAACACUGCUGUGUGGACGUGUACACGCUUUGGACUCUGAUAAGCGCUUAAGACAGUUGUUCCAUCCUUAAGACAUGUAUAAAUGUAUUCUUCAAGAAUCAAUGGGUAGCUAUAUUAUAUAGGACCUAUAUCAAAAAUUGAAAUUACCAUUGAUUAGCAGGAAAUCUUACAGAUUGUGCCUAGACUUCUCAUAGUGACAGUUCAUUUGACUGCCAAUCUACUUAGCUAAGUAAGUAGCUUCAUUGUGUGGUGACUUGACAUGCUGACUCUUGACCUUACCUGUUGCCAGGGCGAUGGAGGGGGAAGACUUUGUGCCUCCUCCGGAGUGCCCAGUGUUCGAACCGUCAUGGGAGGAGUUUCAGGAUCCCCUGGGCUACAUUGCCAAGAUCCGUCCAAUUGCAGAGAAGUCUGGAAUCUGCAAGAUUCGCCCUCCUGCUGUAAGUGUUUACUGAUGACACACAUCUGUCAUUUAACCCAUUGAAACCUGUGGAGUUGAAUACGGUUGUUUUCCUCCAACCUUAACCAAUCUGAUGUAAGUUUCACUGUGUUGUUUGUGUCUAGCACACAACAAAACUAAUGUCCUCUUUCUCUCUGACAAGCUGAGCAAAGGAUUGAGUUAUUGCAGGAGAUGGAAUGACAAGUGUUUACAUCAAACAGACAUUGAUCAAAGCUUUCCCUUUCCACUACAGGACUGGCAGCCACCCUUCGCUGUGGAGGUGGAUAGCUUCCACUUCACACCCCGUAUACAGAGACUCAAUGAGCUGGAGGUUUGUCUCUCUCCAUCCUAUGUUGUAUCACUGAAUGGUUGAGUCUUGGUAUUGAGUAACUGUUCUAGAAGUCACUUGUUCUGUUUGAAUCAAAUAUUCUAUUUUUGUUUUCAGUCCAUCUAAUCAUAUUCACUCCUGAUCCCGCUCUCCUCAGGCGGAGACACGAGUCAAGCUGAACUACUUGGAUCGGAUUGCCAAGUUCUGGGAGAUCCAGGGAUCCUCCCUCAAGAUCCCAAACAUCGAGAGACGUAUCUUGGACCUUUUCAGUCUGUCCAAGGUGCCGGAGCAUGUCUUACUUCAGUAUAACUAAAAAAUAAGAGAUUAUUUUCAAAAUUGUGUUAGAUCUUUCUGUUGCUAACACUCUCCAACUGUACUUAAGCCAGUAAAACUGAGCUGACUGGACACUUACUGUAUUAUUUUGUGCUGUAGGUUGUGAUAGAGGAGGGAGGGUUUGAUAUAGUCAGUAAGGAGCGACGCUGGGCUCGUGUGGCCCAGAAGCUUGGCUACCCCACUGGCAAGAACAUUGGCUCCCUUCUGCGCUCACACUACGAGAGGAUUGUCUACCCCUUUGAGGUGUUUCACGCUGGGGCCAGUCUGCCGGUAACGCUACACUCACCCACUUUGCUCCUGCUCUUUUGCGCCUACACAGGCGAUCUGUCAACUUAUGAUCUAUCAAACAGAAUUUCACUUACAUGACUUGCAUUCAUUAUUUGUUUAGCCAGUUGCAAUGUUAAUAAAUGGUGUCCAUCCAUAGUCAUGAAUGUAGAAGAGGGUUUAACCCCAGGAUUUCUGUGUGUAGCAGACUAAGCCAAAGCUAUAUGAUGGAGAGGAGGUGGAUAGAGAAUACAAGCCCCACUCCAUCCCCCUACGCCAGUCUGUCCAGCCUUCCAAGAUAAGCAGCUACGGACGCCGAGCCAAUCGUCUCCAGCCAGACGUGAGUUACGGCACACAAUCCACAAUUACCAAUAUAUUCCCUUUUAACACUAUCAACCUGUGUGUAUAGUUCACGUUGUGUGUGUGUGAUAGUUAAAACCUUUUUCACAGAUCUUAACAGAAGUUGGUUAUUUUGACUCAUUGCCAUGAUCGUGUUGAUCAUUAAUGUAAGCUCUCACAUUCCACAACUGAAUAAUCAACAACCAUGAUCUAUAAAUAGCCAAAUGUAUUCAUUGGGUGAUGUACUGCCUUCUGAGAACUGGAAGUGAAACUAGUGCUCUACUCUGGUUAUUUCAGAUCUCAGUUAGUGUAAUACCUUGGGAGAACAACACCUGCCAUUAACACAAAUCAUGUUACAUUCGUAGAUGUUAUUAUCUAUGUAGACUAUCAGUGAUGGAUUUUGUUAGAACUUGAAUAGUAGUCAUGGAGAUAAACUUGUAUCAUACGCCCAUAUAAUCAAGAAAAAUAUAAACGCAACAUGUAAAGUGUUGGUCCCGUGUUUUAAUGAGCUGAAAUAAAAGAACCCAGACAUUUUCCAUAUGCACAAAAAGCUUAUGUCUCUCAAAUUGUAUGCAAAUUUGUUUACAUCCCUGUUAAUGAGCAUUUCUCCUUUGCCAAGAUAAUCCAUCCACCUGACAGGUGUGGCAUAGCAAGAAGCUGUUUAAACAGCAUGAUCAUGCUGUUUAAACAGCAUGAUCAUUACACAGGUGCACCUUGUGCUGGUGAUAAUAAAAGGCCACUCUAAAAUGUGCAGUUUUGUCACACAACACAAUGCCACAGAUGUCUCAAUUUUUGAGGGAGUGUGCAAUUUGCAUGCUGACUGCAGGAAUGUCCACCAGAGCUGUUUCCAGAGAAUGUAAUGUUAAUUUCUCUACCAUAAGCCGCCUCCAACUUCGUUUUUAGAGAAUUUGGAAGUACAUCCAACCGGCCUCACAACCGCAGACCCUGUGUAUGGCGUCGUGUGGGUGAGCUGUUUGCUGAUGUCAACGUUGUGAACAGAGUGCCCCAUGCUGGCGGCGGGGUUAUGGUAUGGGCAGGCAUAAGCUACGGACUACGAACACCAUUUGCAUUUUAUCGAUAGCAAUUUGAAUACACAAAAAUACGUGACGAGAUCCUGAGGCCCAUUGAGGCCCUUUUUUUUAAAGGUGUCUGUGACCGACAGAUGCAUAUCUUUAUUCCCAAUCAUGUGAAUUCCAUAGAUUAGGGCCUAAUUUAUUUAUUUCAAUUAACUGAUUUCCUCAUGACCUGUAACUCAGUAAUGUCUUUUAAAUUGUUGCAUGUUGCAUUUAUAAUUUUGUUCAGUAUAAUAAUACCCGUCUCUUCUUUUGGCAAUAAAAACCACAUAACUUUUCAUUUUGCAGAUACAAUAUAUAUACAAAAGUAUGUGGACACCCCUUCAAAUUAGUGGAUUUGGUUAUUUCAGCCACACCCGUUGCUGACCGGUGUAUAAAAUCAAGCACACCGCCAUGCAAUCUCCAUAGACAAACAUUUAUAGUAGAAUGGCCUUACUGAAGAGCUCAGUGACUUUCAACGGGGCACCGUCAUAGGAUGCCAUCUUUCCAACAAGUCAGUUUGUCAAAUUUCUGCCCUGCUAGAGCUGCCCCGGUCAACACCUCCACUGUCUUCAACCAGGAUCUCAGCGAUCACUGCCUCAUUGCCUGCGUCCGUAAUGGGUCUGCUGUCAAAAGACCACCCCUCAUCACUGUCAAACGCUCCCUAAAACACUUCAGCAAACAGGCCUUUCUAAUUGACCUGGCCCGGGUAUCCUGGAUGGAUAUUGACCUCAUUCCGUCAGUAGAGGAUGCCUGGAUGUUCUUCAAAAGUGCUUUCCUCUCCAUCUUAAAUAAGCAUGCCCCAUUCAAAAAAUUCAGAACUAAGAAAAUAUAUAGCCCCUGGUUCACCCCAGACUUGACUGCCCUUGACCAGCACAAAAACAUCAUGUGGCGUACUGCAUUAGCAUCGGACAGCCCCCACGAUAUGCAACUUUUCAGGGAAGUCAGGAACCAAUAUACACAAUCAGUUAGGAAAGCAAAGGCUAACUUUUUCAAACAGAAAUGUGCAUCCUGUAACACUAACUCCAAAAAGUUUUGGGACACUGUAAAGUCCAUGUAGAAUAAAAGCACCUCCUCCCAGCUACCCACUGCACUGAGGCUAGGAAACACUGUCACCACCGAUAAGUCUACGAUAAUCGAGAAUUUCAAUAAGCAUUUUGCUAUGGCUGGCCAUGCUUUCCACCUGGCUACCCCUACCCCGGCCCCCAGCUCUGCACCCUCCGCUGCAACUUGCCCCCCUCAAAUGACUGCCUCGCCUGGUUCACUAACUACUUCUCAGAUAGAGUUCAAUGUGUCAAAUCGGAGGGCCUGUUGUCAACCUCUGGCAGUCUCUAUGGAGGUGCCACAGGGUUCAAUUCUCGGGCCGACUCUAUUCUCUGUGUAUAUCAAUGAUGUCGCUCUUGCUGCUGGUGACUCUCAGAUCCACCUCUACGCAGACUACACCAUUUUGUAUACAUCUGGCCCUUCAUUGGACACUGUGUUAACAAACCUCCAAACGAGCUUCAAUGCCAUACAACACUCCUUCCGUGGCCUCCAACUGCUCUUAAACGCUAGUAAAACUAAAUGCAUGCUCUUCAAUUGAAUGCUGCUUGCACCUGCCCACCCGACUAGAAUCACUACUCUCGGCGGGUCUGACUUAGAAUAUGUGGACAACUACAAAUACCUAGGUGUCUGGUUAGACUGUAAACUCUCCUUCCAGACUCACAUUAAGCAUCUCCAAUCCAAAGUUAAAUCUAGAAUCGGCUUCCUGUUUCGCAACAAAGCCUCCUUCACUCAUGCUGCUAAACAUGCCCUCGUAAAACUGACUAUCCUACCGAUCCUUGACUUCGGCGAUGUCAUUUACAAAAUAGCUUCCAACACUCUACUCAGCAAAUUGGAUGUCGUUUAUCACAGUGCCAUCCGUUUUGUCACCAAAGCCCCAUAUACUACCCACCAUUGUGACCUGUACGCUCUCGUUGGCUGGCCCUCACUACAUAUUUGUCGCCAAACCCACUGGCUCCAGGUCAUCUAUAAAUCACUUCUAGGCAAAUCCCUGCCUUAUCUUAGCUCAUUGGUCACCAUAGCAACGCCCACCCGUAGUAUGCGCUCCAGCAGGUAUAUCUCACUGGUCAUCCCCAAAGCCAACACCUCCUUUGGCCGCCAUUCCUUCCAGUUCUCUGCUGCAAAUGACUGGAACGAACUACAAAAAUCUCUGAAGCUGGAGACACUUAUCUCCCUCAUUAACUUUAAGCAUCAGUUGUCAGAGCAGCUUACCGAUCACUGUACCUGUACACAGCCCAUCUGUAAUUAGCCCACCCAAACUACAUCAUCCCCAUAUCUUAUUUACGUUUUAUUAUUUUGCUCAUUUGCACCCCAGUAUUCAUUGCACUCACUCUGGUCUAUCACUCCAGUGUAAUACUAAAUGUAUAAGUCUACUGAGUGGCGCAGUGGUCUACACUGCAUCGCGUCUCUGUGUCCUGGACUGGUUCUCCAGGCUGUCGCGCGGCCGCGACUCUCAUGGCGGCGCACAAUUGGCAUCGUGUAAUAUGUACAUUGAUAAGUUAUGUGCGUUGCAACGCAGGUGUGAGUUCAUUCCACGGUGGCCAGUAUUAAAAAAUAGUCAUAAUUAAGUCGCUUGGAUAGAGCGUCUGCUAAUAUAAAUUAAAUGUAGUAAUUAUUUUGCACUACCUAUUAUUGCUUACUCCAUAACUUACUACAUUUGCACACACUGUAUAUAUAUUUUCUAUUGUGUUAUUGACUGUACGUUUUUGUUUAUUCCAUAUGUAACUCUGUGUUGUUGUUUUUAUCGCACUGCUUUGCUUUAUCUUGGCCAGCUUGCAGUUGUAAAUGAGAACUUGUUCUCAACUGGCUUACCUGGUUAAAUAAAAAAUAAAUAAAAAACUAAGUGCUGUUAUUGUGGAAAGGUCUAUGAGCAACAACGGAUCAGCCGCGAAGUGGUAGGCAACACAAGCUCACAGAACGGGACCACCAAGUGCUGAAGUGCGUAAAAAUUGUCUGUCCUCAGUUCCAACACUCAAUACCGAGUUCCAAACUGCCUCUGCAAACAACGUCAUCACAAGAACUGUUCGUCGGGAGCUUCAUGAAAUGGGUUUCCAUGGCCGAGCAGCCGCACACAAGCCUAAGAUCACCAUGUGCAAUGCCAAGCGUUGGCUGGAGUUGUGUAAAGCUCACCGCCAUUGGACUCUGGAGCAGUGGAAACGCGUUCUCUGGAGUGAUGAAUCACGCUUCACCAUCUGGCAGUCCGACAGACGAAUCUGGGUUUGGCGGAUGCCAGGAGAAGGCUACCUCCUCCAAUGCAUAGUGCCAACUGUAAAGUUCGGUGGAGAAGGAAUAAUGGUCUGUGGCUGUUUUUUCAUGGUUAGGCGAAGGGAAGGGAAAUCUUAACGCUACAGCGUACCAGGACAUUCUAGACGAUUCUGUGCUUCCAACUUUGUGGCAACAGUUUGGGGAAGGCCCUUCCCUGUUUCAGCAUGACAAUGCCCGCGUGCACAAAGCGAGGUCCAUACAGAAAUGGUUUGUCGAGAUCGGUGUGGAAGAACUUAAUUGGCCUGCACAGAGCCCUGACCUCAACCCCAUCGAACACCUUUGGGAUGAAUUGGAAUGCCGACUGCGAGCCAGGCCUAAUCGCCUAACAUCGGUGCCCAACCUCACUAAUGCUUGUGGCUUAAUGGAAGCAAGUCCCCGCAGCAAUGUUCAAACAUCUAGUGGAAAGCCUUCCCAGAAGAGGUGAGGCUGUUAUAGCAGCAAAGGGGGGGCCAACACCAACUCAAUUUUAAUGCCCAUGAUUUUGGAAUGAGAUGUUCAACAAGCAGGUGUCCACAUACUUUUGGUCAUGUAGUGUAUGUUAUUGUCGAAUUCAUAACAUAAAAUAAUAAAAUAAUAUACUCUGAUUUAAAUGUCAAUAGGCCAAAUGAGUCAUUAAUACAAAUUAAUUUAAUCUGAGUUUCAGCUCUUCCGCUCCAAAUUGGAAAAUGUUUAUUUCUAGGCUAGAUGAAGAGCCGUUAAUGCACUUAGAAUACAUCCAGCUUGCUUGCUCUGUUUGCUGCCAUGUUGUUGCUAUGGUGUCUGCUGCUUCUUGCCCCAUGUUACACUAGAUCUCACUAUACACUAUAUGUUACGCUAUAUCCUCUCGCUCUCUCUCUGUGUCUCUUUCAACAUACUGGUUGUCCAUCUUGUCACGCCUACCAUUGAAAAUUGUAACUAUCUGUACCCGUAUCUUUCACCCAUUUGGUGCAUUCUGUUCCUGCACCAUUUUGCUUUUAAAGUUGUAGUGCGGUGAGACCUUUGAUUUGCUUCCCCAUAGUCCAGAUUUACUCCAGAUGUUAUGUUUUUUUUAAGUCAGUGAUAUAAAUAACAUGUCAUCAGAUGAAUCUUUAUUACCCACAGUAAGAGUCUGAUGAUAUGGUUUUGUUUUAAACCCAAGUAUGCAUCCUGUACUUGUUUCAUUUGCUGCUCUCAUUGCAUUCUGAGUGCUCCGUUAUAUACAGAUCAAAAAGUGCUUGUGACGUUAUCAAUAAAAGCACAACAAUAUUUGGCAAACACAUUGUUGUCCCACACCUAGGCCUAUAUAUUAGAAUAUUCUAUGUUAUAUCCAUCUCUCCAUAUGCCUUGUUCCCACUCUGCCCUGUUACCUUCAAUGACUGUUUUUUUUAUUGGUCCUGUCUCAGUCCAUUGUUGCUGUUGUCUUCCCAUGCAGGGUCCAGAGGAUUCUGCCCCCCACCCUCUCACCACUGGCUCUCAACACAUCUCUGCAUCGGUACUGCCUCUCUUGAGCGCAAUGCGCGUGCCCGCUCUCGCUCCUUCCCGGCUCUCCUCUCGCCACGUCUCUCUAGUUGGCUCUGUUUCUUUAGAAACAAACCCCUCUCUCUCUCCUGAUCUUCUUUUUGUGGCAGGCGCCCUUUGCUCUCCUAAUUAUUAACAAACGUCACCAUUCAACAGCCUGGCAUCAAGCUUUAGCUGUCUUUCACCCUUAUUCCACUCACUCACCCACUCAGUGACUGUUUGUUCCUGGCAACAACCUGUGAAAAUGCAUCAGCAUUAAGCUGUCUCACCUGUCCUUGUUUGUGAAAUCAGUGUUAAUCUUUCGCUCGCUCUCAUUAGCACUUUUCUUGGGUGGCUUUACUGCUAGGUCUCUGUGCGUCCUUGCUUUCUGUUGUGACUGUUAAUAACGCUUCCAUUCUCCGGUCUGCUGCAGUGCUAUUGUGACUGCAUGUGUUCUAUUAGAGUGCACCGCUCAGUUAAAAACUGGAAGGUUGUAUUUGGCAAGAACCCUGACAAGACUGUUUCAUUUGGUAGUAAGUAAAAUAUUUGGAAUAUGUAAAAGCAUAUGCCCACAAGCAUUGCCCCUUCAGAAGUUAGAAACACAAUUUUACAGAUUUAGGAACUGAGGCAGAUGAUGCCUCACAACCUUCUGGUUGGUGUUUAUUUUUUUUUGAAUAUUCCCUCAACCACUCUGUUCAGCUCAGUUGAAACUCGUAUGUUGGUUCUCCAAAUGAGUUUCCUUUGUUGCUAAGUGUGUGUUUUUGGUGCUUUUGCCAUAACACAGUGGUGGGUCUUUACCUUUUGUUUAAUAACGCUCAAUUGUCACAGAUGUACUGGGAGAGCUUCUACUCUCUUAGCCAAUCCUCUCUAGUAUUUCAGUUGCUGCUAUUCUCCCUCAUCCUUACUCUCUCCUGAUCCCUUGACCAUUCUGCUUCUCCAUUCCCUCUCAGUAUAGUUGAAAGUGUAUUGGAGUUGCUACCUCCACAUCUCCAUACUGACCUUUAACCUCUGUCCCCUAGCCUGAUCCCACGGAGGAGGACAUAGAGAAGAACCCUGAGCUGAAGAAACUACAGAUCUACGGGGCAGGUCCUAAGAUGAUGGGGCUAGGACUGGUUCCCAGGAAUAAGAGCAUCCCCAAGAAAGGUAACACAACUCACACCCUUCCCUCCCUCACCACUGGGUGUGUCUGAAAAAGUAGAAUCCGGUGCAAUUUCAGAUGCAGUCUCUUAUCAAGUCAUUCUGUGUUGAAUGCUGGGUAAGGUUACUGCUGGUGUUUGACCACUUCUCUGAUCUCCUUCCAGAAGAGCUGCCUCAGACUGUGACUGUCCGUGAUGCAGCUGUUGCUGUCCAGAACAAGGAGGAACCUGGAGAGGUCAAAGAGAAAGAGGGAGACUCCAGCACAGCCACCCCCACACCGCCUCCUCCUCCUGAUGUCAAGAAGAAAGAGGAAGAUGAUGUUGAUGGUGGAGACGGACAUGCUGAAGAGGACCAAGACGACCCUAACGGUGAUGGGCCCUGCACCAAGAUGACCAUGAGGCUGAGACGUAAUCUCAGCAACCCCCAGUUUGUAAGUGGCCUAGCUUCAAUUUACCCUUAUGGGCCGGUUACCCAGACAUGGAUUAAGACUAAUCCUGGACUAAGGAGCGUGAUCACAGGAGAUUCUGUCUGGGAAUCCUGCCCUCUAUGUUAUCUGAUCCUAAAUCAGAUGUUAUAGAUAAUCUAAUCAUAAGGAUGACAAUUUAAAUGGAAAAAUAAAGAUAGUUGAACACUACAUGGAAUGUAUAAAACAUUAUGAACAUCUGCUCUUUCCAUGAGAUGGACUAACCAGGUGAAAGCUAUGAUCCAUUAUUGAUGUCACUUGUUAAAUCCACUUAAAUCAGUGUAGAUGAAGGGGUGGAGACAUGUUAAAGAAGGAUUUUUAAGCCUUGAGACAUGGAUUGUGUAUGCGUGUCAUUCAGAGGGCGAAUGGGCAAGACAAAAUAAUGAAUUGCCUUUGAACAGACUAUGGGAGUAGGUGCCAGGCAUACCGGUUUGUGUCAAGAACUGCAACUCUGCUGGGUUUUUCACGCUCAACAGUUUCCCGUGUGUGUCAAGAAUGGUCCUCCACCCAAAGGACAUCCAGUCAGCUUGACACAACUGUGGGACGCAUUGCAGUCAACAUGGGCUAGCAUUCCUGUGGAACACUUUUGACACCUUGUAGAGUCCAUGCCCUGACGAAUUGAGGCUGUUCUGAAGGCGGGGGGUGGGUGGGGGGGUUGUACAACUCAAUAUUAGGAAGAUGUUCUUAAUGUUUGGUAUACUCACAAUAUAUGCUCCCAAUUUAAUGGGUAAAACAUUUAAAUGUACUAUUCCAUUAGUCAGCACCUUUCCAACAUCUUUAGGUGUGCGUCAAUUCAUGCUUUUUACUGUCAAUUUAAAUGGAGAACUUAAAUUCCAUCUCGCUAAUCUGUUCUGUUUUCUGCUAAGGUGGAUUCAUUUGUGUGUCGGAUGUGUGGCCGUGGCGACGAGGAUGAGAAGCUCCUGCUGUGUGACGGUUGUGACGACAACUACCACACCUUCUGUCUGCUGCCCCCCCUCACUGAGGCCCCCAAGGGCAACUGGCGCUGCCCCAAAUGUGUGGCUGAGGUGAGAGAGAGAGAGUCAUGGAGACCCACAGCAUCCUGUUGUGUCAAACAAACAUCCUUCUAUGUGGGUGCAGCCAGCCGCAGUCUAUUUUAAGCUGUUGCCUCUGUGCGUAUUGUGGGGAGUCAGUAGAUCAUCCAAAUAUUAUAAAGUCUGCAUACAAAAAUAUCCCCACCAGAGGUGAUUCCAUCAGACUGACUUUGUUGUGAAUAAAAGGCUGUGCGUGAUGACGUAGUGCACAUAAAAUACUUUUGUGCAUACUUUUUAUGUACUGAAUAAAAAACAUGAGAUUAAUGUGUUUCCAUUGCAUUUUCCACUCUACCAAUAGUUUUGUCACAAACUGUUGCGAUAAAUGGCAAACUUGCCCAAUCUGGUUUUCGCGCAUGCUGUUUAGACAACAGUUUGCUGAUAAAGUGGAGACUGGACAGGUUAGGUUAUAUGAAGAUGGAUGGAAAAUAUCAUUUCUUUUUUUAAUUGGCAGCUAUGCACCUGUCACUAGCAUACAAAUUAAGACUUGAUUUUAGGACCACACAACAUAGCAUUGCUUGACUGCAAUUUUACCUCAACAUGGUUAUUCUAUCGUCAAUUGCGCAAGAAAUCAUUUUUAAAUUGUCAUUUAUAAAAUUGUACCGACACUUCCUGUUUCCAUCACACUUAUGGCAUGACUUUACUCCCAUAAAAACUGGAUGGAAACAUGGUGAAGCAGUUUUCUGGUAGAUGUAACUUGUACGGGAAAAGUGUGUGAAGGAUGGAACCCAGGCUGAUGGCCUGGUCAAGAGAGUUAGGACUAUGUCUAUCGAACACAGGCUUGACGUUUAUACAAUGGGUGGGUCUAAUCCUGGACGCUGAUUGGUUAAAACUGCUAAAGCUAUGACAUUGAAAUGCCUUUUUACUCUGUUCCAUCUCACUGCUCAAUCCACUGUCUCAUCAGCCCAGCCAGAACAUUUAUAAACUUGAUCUCCACUAUAAAAAGCAUCUAGACAUGAUCUCCCAUUUCAUUUAGGCUAGCAAUUGGUUUUCAACAGCGGAGAUAUGUAUAAAGCUUGCUGUCUGUCUCUGACGUUUGCAAAAUUGUUUCAAUAUUGAAAUUCUAUCUCCAGCUGUUCCUGUAGGGGUCGGGACGAGACAGGCAGGCAGCUUUUCUCAGCCAGAUGUAUACAAAGUAAUGUCAAUAGAAAACAGGAAAAAACGAAAUGCAUCUAGUUUGUAGUCUCUCCUGCUUCAGUUUGAAGUGAUUGUGUUAGCUGUGUUGUUGGUUAACUCCUCUGAACAACAGUGUCCUGACGAGAUAACACAUUUUCUAUGACAGGUGAAAUCGCAUCAUUAGCUCAUUGUUUUAUCAAUUUAUCCAAAUAAAUGUCAUUAGAAAACAGCAUAUGCAAAUGAAGCUAAUUUGUUGUUAUUCUGGCUGCACUGUUUGACGUAACUAAGUUAGCCGUAGUUAUCUAGCUAGCAAGCAAGGGAUAAGAACGUUGCCAGCCAUUAUGGCAAUAGAACAUUUAGAACGAAGGACUGGGUCCUGUCUAUAGAUACAGAACAAAAAUACUUAACGACUGGGCCGCGUCUCUGGCAACCUAACCGAUAGAACGACCAGCCGGCUUGGGUAGCAACCCUAGAUUUGUGUCGGGACUAUAUCUUGUAGAAUGAUGAAAUAGUAUGAAUUAAAUUCAUCAAAAUAAUAUUUUUAAUGAAAAUAUGUCGAUCAUUAUUUGAAUAUGUUGGUAACCCGUUGUAUAAAAGUGAUAAUUACCCUCAAAGCCGGUGUUUGGUGGAUAUAUUGGCACGUGCCAAUAUAUCCUCCAAACACCUGCUUUGAGGGUAAUUAUCACUUAAGUAAACCUGUCAGGAAAAUCACUGGGAAUAAACUUUGUAUUAUAUUCAUCUGUAUUUAUGGUAAUUGUUUUCUUUGCCUCCAUCCAAUCCAUCUCUUCAAUGCCCUCAUGUCUGCCUCUCCUCUACUUCACUUCCCUUCCCUGUAGGAGUGUAAGAGGCCUGCGGAGGCCUUUGGUUUUGAGCAGGCUACCAGAGAGUACACCCUGCAGAGUUUUGGGGAGAUGGCAGACACAUACAAAGCAGACUACUUCAACAUGCCUGUCCAUGUAAGUAGACCUGUACAAACCUAAAAGACGAAUGCUUUACUCUGAUGUGGAGAGAAACUGUUAUUCAUUCUGAUCAAUCGGUUGAGUUUUUAUCUUGUCAGUAUGUUAGUAACAACCUUGGUGUGUGUAGAUGGUUCCUACAGAGCUGGUGGAGAGAGAGUUCUGGCGCUUGGUCAGUAGCAUAGAGGAGGAUGUGACAGUAGAGUAUGGAGCAGACAUCCACUCUAAAGAGUUUGGCAGUGGAUUCCCCAUGAACAAUGGCAAGAAGAACCUCUCACAAGAAGAAGCGGUAACUAGCUACUAAACGAUCUUCCUUUCUGUCUCUCCUUAAUUAAACUGCUCAUUUCAAUCCUGUAUGUGUUAAUAUUUUUUCUCUACAUGGUUCUGUUUCCCCUAAUUGAGGGAUUUACGAAGUUAUUUACUAUAACUUCAUGUAACACAAUAUACAGUUCCUCUAAACCAUUGCCUGUACAUGACCCUCUCCUUGUCCUCUGUCUCCAGGACUAUGCCCGCAGCGGCUGGAACCUGAAUGUGAUGCCGGUGCUGGAGCAGUCUGUGCUGUGCCACAUCAACGCCGAUAUCUCUGGUAUGAAGGUGCCCUGGCUGUACGUGGGCAUGGUCUUCUCAGCCUUCUGCUGGCACAUCGAAGACCACUGGAGCUACUCCAUCAACUACCUGCACUGGUAAAUAGGACACUAACUACUACACAGUACAGGACACAUGUUAAAUGAAUAGGCAGUUAAUAUGUAGAUGAUUAUAGAUGUACUGACUGAUAGAUAUGGUUAGUGUGACUAAAGCUCUUCCCUUCUCUUCCCCCCUCGCUGUUCUCCUCUCCCCCCUCGCUGUUCUCCUCUCCCCCCUCGCUGUUCUCCUCUCCCUCCUCUGUCCCCUCUCCUCCUGCAGGGGUGAGCCUAAGACGUGGUACGGGGUUCCCUCUGUAGCAGCAGAACGGUUAGAGGAGGUGAUGAAGAAGCUGACCCCAGAGCUGUUUGAGUUCCAGCCUGACCUCCUCCACCAGCUGGUCACUAUUAUGAACCCCAACAUCCUCAUGUCUCACGGGGUCCCAGUGAGUAAUGACACAUGUACAGACACACAGUCUGCGCCCACACAUGUACACAUUGCACACAUCUUCAAAUUAAAGUGAUGAUGAGCGAUAAUACUGAGAGAAAUGUCCAUGCUGAUAACCUCCUUUCCAUUUGAUUGACAGGUUGUACGCACCAACCAGUGUGCUGGCGAGUUUGUCAUCACUUUCCCCAGGGCUUACCACAGCGGCUUCAAUCAGGGAUAUAAUUUUGCUGAAGCUGUCAACUUCUGCACUGCAGACUGGGUAUGCCUCUAUUCAAAUGGGUGUUUUAUGUGCUGUUUUCAAAAUUCUUAAUUUCCCUUUGGUUUUCUCUUUCUCCCUCUUUUUCCCUCUUUGUCUCCCUUCCCUCCGUCAGCUGCCUGCGGGGCGCUCCUGUAUCGAGCACUACCGUCGUCUGCGGCGGUACUGUGUGUUUUCUCACGAGGAGCUGACCUGUAAGAUGGCCGCCUGCCCAGAAAAGCUGGACCUCAACCUGGCCGCCGCUACUCACAGAGAGAUGUUCAUCAUCGUCCAGGAGGAGAGGAAACUACGCAAGGGCCUGCUGGAGAGGGUGAGACUGAUAACUGAAGUUGAGCGUGUGUGAGAGACGCAGGACUAUAUGUGGUUGGUCUGGGUCUCAUAUAGGACUCAUUGUGGUUUGGUCACUGACUUGAGCAAUCAAUAAAAUGACUGUGGUUUGUGUGAGCAAUUGAUUGUUGUGGUUUCUUGCGUAAUAUUGUCUGUGUUUGGUUUGAGUUUUUCAGAAAUAUUGUUUGUUGUGGUAUGUUGCGUAAUACUGAAUGUGUUAUCUUAUAUACAGUGUUGCUCGUGUGUGUGUUGUGGUUUCCUAAAGCCCUGUGUGUUGUGGUUUCCUAAAGCCCUGUGUGUUGUGGUUUCCUAAAGCCCUGUGUGUUGUGGUUUCCUAAAGCCCUGUGUGUUGUGGUUUCCUAAAGCCCUGUGUGUUGUGGUUUCCUAAAGCCCUGUGUGUUGUGUUCUCUCAGGGCAUCACAGAGGCUGAGAGGGAGGCGUUCGAGCUGCUACCUGAUGACGAGAGGCAGUGUGAUAAUUGCAAGACCACCUGUUUCCUGUCUGCCCUGGCCUGUUCAAACUGCCCUGAACGCCUCGUCUGUCUCUACCACACACAGGACCUCUGUAACUGCCCCACAGACAAACUCUACCUCCGGUAAUACUGACUUCCUCGGUCUGUCCAUCUGUGUGUAUGUCGGUCUGUCAGUCUCUUUCUCUCAUGUAUCGUUUCUUUACCACUAGUGCCUCACCUGUCUCUUCUUCCUCCUCCCUACCAGGUACAGGUACACUCUGGAUGAGCUGUUUGCCAUGUUACAUCGGCUCAAAGUGCGAGCCGAGGUGUUUGAUUCCUGGGCCAACAGAGUGAAAGAGGCUAUGGAGCAGGAAGCGGGCAACAAGAUAGGUGAGAAAUGCCAUAGACCCAACCCAUAAGAUAAGAAGGUAGAACAUGCUGAUCUAGAAUUGUGUGAGUUAGAUGGGUGAAAAUAACUAACAAAUGUUCCAAAAAGUGUGUAAUGACACUGACUGUGUGUUAACUCCAGGCAUCACAGAUCUGGAGGUGCUGAAGGCGGAGGCAGCAGAGAAGAAGUUCCCUGACAACGAGCUGCUCCAGAGACUCAACACUGUCCUCACUGACACACAGCACUGUCAGCAGACAAGCACUGAACUCCUCAACAAGACACAGACCAGGUAACACACACACAUGACCUAAAUCAUAUCUAACGCUGCCAUACCCACAACUCCAUUGAACUGCUCAGUGACACACUCACAGUAACACACACUGUUGUGUAUGUGUUGUAGGAGGAUGACGCUGGCAGAGCUGAAGGCUCUAGUGGAGAAGAUGGAGAACCUGCCCUGUGUGAUGAGCCAGCUGGAGGACGUACAGGUCAGUAUCCACCAGCUGGACCACCAGAGGAAACCAGUAAACCUGCUGUAGCUGGAACUUUGUUAAUGUCCACAUCUCUCUUCUUUCCCUACUUCCUCUCAUUCCUUUUUAAUGCCCUCUCUCUCUCUCUCAGGCGGUCCUGCGUACAAUUGAAGAGUUCCAGACUCAGGCCCGGGCUCUAGUGAGUGACAGGGACUGGCGGCGAGACUCCGCUCCCCCAGAACAACUGCAGGCCCUGUUGGAGCAGGGGGCUGGCCUGCCUGUCGAUGCCCCAGAGUGUGAGCUCCUCAAGGGGCUGCAGGAGCAGGGCCGCUGGCUGGGUGAGGUGCGGCGGACCCUGGGGCCCGAGGGCGGUGAGAUGACCCUGGCGGUCCUCAGGAACCUGAUGGAGGUGGGCUGCAGUGUGCCCCAGAGUGUCUCAGUGGAAACAGCCAUGGCAGAGCUUCAGGAGCUCCUGACUAUAGCAGAACGAUGGGAGGAGAAGGCCCAGAUCUGUCUAGAGCAACGGUGAGGGACACAGAGGCCUCAUACUGAAUCACUUUUUCCAUUCUCUUUCUCUCUAUCUCCUCACUGUCUCACUCAAUCGGUCUCUCUCUCAUCUCUCAUUUACACACUCAAGUUCUCAGGUUGUCUGCUCUUCCUAAUGUCCCCUUUCUCUCACGGCGUUAUUGCAGGCAGAAGCACCCUCUGUCCACCCUGGAGGCCAUAGUGAACGAGGCCAAACUCAUCCCAGUCAAGCUGCCCAACAUCCUGUCUCUCCAGGGCUGUCUGAGCCGAGCCAAGGCCUGGGUAACUGACCUGGAGGAGAUCCAGGCAAGUAGAACCAACUCCUACUGUCUAUUAUAACCUUAUAACCACGUUCAAUAGCAAACGUUGUGUAAUGUUGCAGAUAGAAAAUGCAUGAAUACAGCGGACGUGAAUUAUUGUAGAUGUCAGAGGCAUGUUUGUUCAACAUAAUACAUGUGAAUGUUAAACAAAAUUGUGCCCUGCUGAACGUAACCCUGGCUUGUCCUCUGUUAACCUCCUGUGCGUGUACUGUAGAAUGGGGAGCACUACCCAUGUCUGGAUGACCUGGAGGGCCUGGUGGCGAUAGGGAGGGACCUGCCUGUCAGGAUGGAGGAGCUGAGGCAGCUGGAGCUGCAGGUAGCCAGCGCCCACUCCUGGAGAGACAAGGCCUCCAAGACCUUCCUGAAGAAGAGCAGCCAGCACAGCCUGCUACAGGUCAGAGAGGCUAGGGGUGGAGAGUGUGUGUGAGCCUUUUAGUUCUUUAUUAACAGUGGUUAAAACGAUUGGGAUUUGCUGCACAUAUCAAUCAGUCACACUUCAGGGAACACCAGAAAGAGUGAGAGACUGACUUGAACUCUCUAAAACUUGGGUGCAUGUGAAUAUUGUUAGUGUGUUAGCCCUUAUUGUAAUUUGUGUCUGUGAAAGUGUGGCUCUUACUAACGGCAUCAUCACAACCUUUUCUUGCUGCAGGUGUUGUGUCCGUGUGUGGAGAAACGUAAGGAGAGGGAAGAAGAGACCGAUGCAUUAGAUGACCCAGAUACCAACACUCUGGGCCUCUCUGCUCAGGACCUCAGGGACCCUGGUGCCAUUGUGAGUCUGUAUAGAGUCUGGCCUAGCCAGACAUUCUGGCUGUCAGGUUCUAGUGUGUUAUUUACCAGUGUCUAAUGUUCCCUCUAAGCUACGCACGGGCGCGCAGCUCCUCCGGGAUUGCCGCGCAGAAGAGAUAUUAGCCCGCGCAGAGAAGCACGAGAUUGAACUUCGCUCAACUUUCUAGAGUUUUCCCCUUUAGGUAACCUCUUAAGGAUCGGCCCCUUUUUAAAAAAAAAAAUCCUAAAAUGACAUACCCAAAUCUAACUGCCUGUAGCUCAGGACCUGAAGCAAGGAUAUGCAUAUUCUUUUUUUUGAAAAGAAACACUUUGAAGUUUGUAGAAAUGUGAAAUUAAUGUGGGAGAAAAUAACACAUUAGAUCUGGUAAAAGAUAAUACAAACCAAAAAACAUGUGUUUUCUUGUUGUUUUUGUUCCAUAAUCUUUGAAAUGCAAGAGAAAGGCCACAAUAUAAUAUUGCAGUUUAGGCGCAAUUUUGGCCACUAGAUGGCAGCAGUGUGUUCAACGUUUCAGAUUGAUCCAGUGAAGCAUUGCAAUACUAGACUAUUUUGUAUCAAGUCUGCCCAAAUGUGCUGAAUUGGUCAAUUGAUACAUUUUCAAGUACAUAACUAUAGAGAACAUACAAAAAUGAUAUGGUAAUACAAAAUGUAAGUUUACACACUCCCAGGAAUGUCAUACAUGAUGUAUCAUUAGCUUAUACACUAACUUUCACACAUCUAGAUGGCGGGGUGGAUGUGGAGCCAGAGACAGCAGGGUUUCAAACUGUAGAACCCAGUUCCUACGUUUGAAUAUAAAAAUGGAUUUUAUCAAACAAAACUAUGCUACAUUUUAUCUCUGGGACCCUUAGGAUGACACAUUUACAUUUUAGUCAUUUAGCAGACGCUCUUAUCCAGAGCGACUUAGUUAGUGAGUGCAUACAUUUUUUCAUACUGGCCCCCCCCCCCGUGGGAAACGAACCCACAACCCUGGCGUUGCAAGCGCCAUGCUCUACCAACUGAGCUAUAGGGGACUAUCAGAGCAAGAUUACUGAAUGUAAGUACAUUAUUUACCUUCAGAGGUGAAUGUAUCAAACCAGUUGCCGUGAUACGUUUUUUGAUGUUGUGCACUCUCCUCAAACAAUAGCAUGGUCUUUUUUCACUGUAAUAGCUACUGUAAAUUGGACAGUACGGUUAGAUUAACAAGAAUUUAAGCUUUCUGCCCAUAUAAGACAUGUCUAUGUCCUGGAACAUUUGCUGUUACUUACAACAGUCAUGCUAAUCACAUUAGCGCACGUUAGCUCAACUGUCCCGUAUACGGGACACGGAUCCCAUAGAGGUUAACACUAUCAACGUUUCCCUUUACUGUGAGAAUUGUGAUAGAAUCAACGCAAUAUUAGCCACUUUCAAUGCGACAUACCGAAACAAAACGAACUAUGCAAGACUUAGUAUGCAAAACGAACUAUGCAAGAGAUUUUGUUAUAGGCAGAACCCGUUAGAGUAGGAUUAUAUUGCACUGACACGCACGACUCAGCCCGUACUCUACACAGACCGAUGCGGCAUAACCAAUCAGAGCUGCAGUAGGCCUAUAUGCAAUUAGACUCUUGCUAUAUAUGGAUCUGUGCCAUUCACUUUGACUGGACUGUGUUUACAGGAUGAGCGGUCGUGAGUAGAUGCGCUUGUUUUGAGAUCAAAGCAAGAGCUGCAUGUAGCCACGUGUGCACAUUUUGUUCAUAUACUUAGCUAGUUAGUGAGUUAUUAGCCCAGUUAUAGAUAAUUUGUAGUCAGCAAUAGGGGAGUGAUUGCUUCCUACAAGAGCACAAAACAUGUACAUUUCUAGACAUCUUUGAAAAGCCAGUCUGGUAAAGAGCUUUUUUUGUAUUAAAGGGGCAGUGUUGUAUUUUGAGACAGGCUUGAAUAAGCUAAGUAGCCAAGAGGCAGAGGGUAGUAUAAUUUGCCUUAUUCUCUGUAAUAAUGGUAUGGGAAUAAUAAUGCAUUUUAUUUUGUAAAGUGCUUUCUUGCAUCAAACAAAACAUUUUCAGUCACCUCCUUGUCUAAAGGACAAGUGGAUAAACAGGUUCAUGUCAAGUCCUGCGUUUUAUUUCAAAAGUCUCAUGGAAUGUAGGCCUACAUUGAACACUACACAUUAGCUGUCUAAAUGAUAGAACGGCCAUUUCCAUGUAAAAAUGUUAUGGGAUGCAUCUUCUCCAUUGUUUUUGAUGGUAGGCCACUGAUAGACAUUUUACAUUUACAUUUUAGUCAUUUAGCAGACGCUCUUAUCCAGAGCGACUUACAGUUAGUGAAUACAUAUAUAUAUAUAUAUAUAUUUUAUACUGGCCCCCCGUGGGAAUCAAACCCACAACCCUGGCGUUGCAAACGCCAUGCUCUAUCAACUGAGCUACAUCCCUGCCGGCCGUUCCCUCCCCUACCCUGGACGACGCUGGGCCAAUUGUGCGUCGCCCAUGAGUCUCCCGGUCGCGGGCCGGCUGCGACAGAGCCUGGAUUCGAACCAGGAUCUCUAGUGGCACAGUUAGCACUGCGAUGCAGUGCCUUAGACCACUGAUGUGUAUUAUGUAUGUAUGUAUUAUUAGUGAUGUAUAUGUAUGUAUGUUAUGAUGAAUGUAUGUAGAUCUAUAGAUGUGCGUAUGUAGUAUGUAUGUCAUGUCUGUAUGAUGUAUGUAUGUAUGUAUGAUGUAGUGUAUGUUAGUAUGUAGUAUGUUGAUGUAUUGUAUGUAUGUUGGUAUGUUGUAUGUAGUGUAUGUAUGUAUGUAUGAUGUUGUAUGUAUGUAUGUAUGUAGUAUGUUGUGUAUGUAUGUAUGUAUGUAUGUAUGUAUGUAUGUAUGUAUGUAUGUUAUGUAUGUAUGUAUGUAUGUAUGUAUGUAUGUAUUAUGUAUGUAUGUAUGUAUGUAUGUAUGUAUGUAUGUAUGUAUAUGUAUGUAUGUAUGUAUGUAUGUAUGAUGUAUGUAUGUUGUAGUAUGUGUAUGUUUAUGUAUGUAUGUAUGUAUGUAUGUAUGUAUGUAUGUUGUAUGUAUGUUGUAUGUUAUGUAUGUAUUUGUAUGUAUUGGUAUGUAUGUUAUGUAUGUAUGUAUGUAGUAUAUAUGUAUAGUAUCUAUGUUAUAUAUAUAUCUAUGUAUUAUAUAUUGUAUAUAUAUAUAUCUAUUAUAUAUAUGUAUGUGUGUGUAUGUAUGUAUGUAUAUAUAUGUAUAUAUAUAUGUGAUAGGCCUACAUUAUGAUCAAAUAGCCACAGUAGCCUACUUGACCACUGUCUGAAACUAACUUAAAGCGGGUACAGCCUCAGUGUUUACAGUAAACGCGCGUGGAAGUUGCACAUCAUUUUCACAGUUUUCAGCAGACAUGAAAUUUGCUCAGUGCUGGAAAAAGUUGGAGUGAACAUUGCCAGUGUCGGUAUGUCAUAACCAAAUUCAAACAACUUGAUUUGUCCCGUUAAGGCAGUUUCUUUUAGGGCUACAGCGGGGCCUCAGACUCAUACAAACAACAGGCAGAGACAAUAACUAGACGAGACAUGAGACAAUGACUUAAAAGUACAGGGCAGUGCAUAAUCCGUAUCUGUCCCCGACUAGGUGACGGCGUUUAAAGAGGGAGAGCACCAGGAGAAAGAGGCUCUGCUGAGGCUCCAGAAGGUCAACCUGUCUAAACCAGGUGUGGAGAAGACAGCAGAGAAAGAGGUAAAGACAGAGCAGGAGGACAAGGAGAACGGAGGUGGGAGGUGGGGGGAGGACCCCAUGGAGCUAGACACACCCCUCCACGCUGAGAACAGGGACAGUAACCACACGACAACAGGCAGCAGCACUCCUCAGUCAGUGUGCGUGUGUGGCCGGGCUCCUCACCCCCCUCUGCUGCGCUGCCACCUGUGUAAAGACUGGUUCCACGGUGGGUGUGUCCCGUUCCCCUCCCUCCUGCCCUCCUCGUCAGGGCUGCCCACCAACCCCCUCUGCUGGUGGGACUGGGACUCACGCUUCCUGUGCCCGCGGUGCCAGCGCUCGCGGCGCCCGCGUCUGGAGACCAUCCUGGCCCUGCUGGUGGCGCUCCAGAGGCUGCCUGUCCGUCUGCCAGAGGGAGAGGCCCUGCAGUGUCUCACAGAAAGGGCCAUCACCUGGCAGGGGCGUGCCAAGGAGGCACUGGACACCCCCGAGAUACAGGGGGCACUAGAGAGGCUGCAGGAGCUCAAACAGAACCAGCCACACAGGGAGGGGGAGGAGGAGGAGGAAGAGGACAGGAAGAAAGGGAACUCUGAGUCGGUGAUAGUGCUGUCAGAUUCAGAGGUAGGAGAAGGAGAUGGAGUGAUAGACCUCACAGAGGAGAACUCUCCCAAGAAGACGCUGAAGAAAGAGAUGAACGGCGGCACGCAGGCUGGAUGUGAAAAUGGCGUAAACAAGAAAGUAAAGUCUCACCACAAUGUUACAGGUUAGUAGACAACAUUUGAACUCCAGUCCAUGAUGUAACUUUUUCCCUGUGUCUGACUGUACCCCUUUGUACUGUAUACACACACACCAUGUAUCUGAGUGUAUCCCUCUGUACCUCCACCCAGGUGUGGGUUCUCUUCUGCCGCUGGUCCCGUCACUAAAAGGCCCGGUGAUAGAGCUGUCCCCGACCACCAGGACCCAGCUGGAGGAGUUACAGCUGGAGGGAGACCUGCUGGAGGUGUCUCUGGACCAGACCAGUACCAUCCACAGGGUCCUGCAGGCUGCUUUAGCGCCACACAGACACACACUCAGAACACUCAUACUGGUGAGAGACCAGGAAACCUCUAGCUUUAGCUGUGUAUGUUGUAUUAGCUUAACUCCUAUGGUGUUGUUGAAAUGUCCGAUUUAGUAAUAAUUAGUAGCUCAAUUACUUUAAAACUUUGUGUGGGAAGAUACUUUUGUAUAUAUACUGUAUGUGGACACCCCUUCAAAUUAGUAGAAUGGCCUUACUGAAGAGCUCAGUGGCUUUCAACGUGGCACCGUCAUAGGAUGCCACCUUUCCAACAAGUCAGUUUGUCAAAUUUCUGCCCUGCUAGAGCUGCCCCGGUCAACUGUAAGUGCUGUUAUUGUGAAGUGGAAACGUCUAGGUGCAACAACGGCUCAGCCGCAAAGUGGUAGGUCACACAAGCUCACAGAACUGGACCGCUGAAGCGCGUAGCGCAUAAAAAUAGUCUGUCCUCGAUUGCAACACUCAAUACCGAGUUCCAAACUGCCUCUGGAUGCAAAGUCAGCACAAGAACUGUUCGUCAGGAGCUUCAUGAAAUGGGUUUCCAUGGACGAGAAGCUGCACACAAGCCUAAGAGCACCAUGCGCAAUGCCAAGCGUCGGCUGGAGUGGUGUAAAGCUCGCCGCCAUUGGACUCUGGACCAGUGGAAACGCGUUCUCUGGAGUGAUGAAUCACGCUUCAACAUCUGGCAGUCCGAUGGACGAAUCUGGGUUUGGCGGAUGCCAGGAGAAGUGCGUAGUGCCAACUUUAAAGUUUGGUGGAGAAGGAGUAAUGGUCUGUGGCUGUUUUUUCAUGGUUCGGGCUAGCCGAAGGGAAGGGAAAUCUUAACGCUACAGCGUACAAUGACAUUCUAGACUAUUCCUUGCUUCCAACUUUGUGGCAACAGUUUGGGGAAGGCCCUUUCCUGUUCAGCAUGACAAUGCCCCCAUGCACAAAGCGAGGUCCUUACAGAAAUGGUUUGUCGAUCAGUGUGGAAAACUUGACUGGCGUGCACAGAGCCCUUACCUCAACCCCAUGGAACACCUUUGGGAUGAAUUGGAACGCCGACUGCGAGCCAGGCCUAAUCGCCCAACAUCAUUGCCCAACCUCACUAAUGCUCUUGUGGCUGAAUGGAAGCAAGUCCCCGCAGCAAUGUUCCAACAUCUAGUGGAAAGCCUUCCCAGAAGAGGUGAGGCUGUUAUCGCAGCAAAGAGGGGACCAACUCCAUAUUAAUGCCCAUGAUUUUUGGAAUGAGAUGUUCGACAAGCAGGUGUCCACAUACUUCUGGUCAUGUAGUGUAUGUCAUGUUUUUGUCCUGACCCCUGUCCUCAGAUUGAGCUCCAGGAGCAGAAGGGAGUGGGCCGUGGGGGGCGGGCUAAGGACUCCAAGAGGAAGAGGAAGAGCCAGAGGGGCGUCACAGGGACGGAGGGAGGACCCCGGUCCCAGGAUGGCUCGGAGUGCAAGAAGACCCGGCACCUCAACCACACACCCCCUCACAUACCCAUCCAGACACACCCCUAG